AUGGAAGUGGAAGAAGCAGGAGGCGAAGUGGAGAACGCCGGCAAGGACGAAGCGGAGGCGGAGUACCAUUCGCACGACUUCGAGUGGGAGGACCUCAAGGAGGAGGUGGAAUCCGGACCUACCUUCUCCUACCACCUCUCCCCUUUUCUCGAGCCCGCCGCGAGUACCACCUCGCUGCCGCAGCCCUCGUCGGAGGAGGCCUGGAGAAGCUUCCACCGUCGCCACGCGUCCGGGAAGUUCUUCAAGGUUGCAUCUCAGCCCCCUGCGCAAGUUCCCUUUUGUUCCCACAUUCCUGCUUAUUCGAUCAGGACUAGUAGAAACGAAAGGAGGUAUUUGCUUAAGGAAUUUCCUGAACUGUGUAGCAGCGAAGAUCAUGCCAAGGUUUUAGAAGUGGGGUGUGGGAAUGGAAGCACUGCUGUUUCCAUUCUACGGUCUAGUGAAAGGAUCACUGUCUUUGCUUGUGACUGUAGUAAAGACAUUCUUGAGAAGGCCAAUGAAAUUAUAUCCAAUACAAAAGGGAAUGAUAUCAAGGAUAGGUUCCACCCCUUUUUAAUGGAUGUUUCUAAAGAAACUUUCCCAGAUUGGUUAUUCUGCAAAGCCUGUCAAAGUUCGCUGGGGAAGACUGCUGCAUUUUUACUUGAUCCAAGUCACCAUGGAAUUAGAAAAGAGCACCCAGUCUUCCUUAGAGAGAACCAAUGUUGUGCUGGUGGCAUGGAUUUUAUUACCAUGAUAUUCACACUGUCAGCCAUACCCUAUGACAUAAUGCCAACUACUAUAGAACAAUGUGUUUCUGUUCUGAAACCAGGCGGCCUUCUUCUGUUUAGGGAUUACGGUCUUUAUGACAUGACAAUGCUACGGUUUUUACCUCAUCAAAGAGUAGGGUUUCGGGAAUAUAUGCGAUCAGAUGGUACCUUUUCAUACUUCUUCUCAUUGGAUACUGUGAGAAAACUCUUUCAUGCUGCUGGGCUAGUAGAGUUGGAGCUGGAAUAUUGCUGUGUCAAGUCCGUGAACCGAAAGAACGGGAAGACGAUGCAACGGAUCCAGCGGAACUUUUGCAUCACAGCAGUUCCUCAGUUCCAAACUGAAGAGGGGUCGGCAUUGCAUUGA
Miscanthus lutarioriparius is the source of this 1107-nucleotide messenger RNA. The record is from the annotation of a GenBank genome assembly. NCBI's taxonomy places the organism in Eukaryota, Viridiplantae, Streptophyta, Magnoliopsida, Poales, Poaceae.